Alligator mississippiensis (American alligator) is the source of this 7174-nucleotide messenger RNA. RefSeq names its product crumbs cell polarity complex component 2 (gene CRB2). Gene Ontology annotation, molecular function: calcium ion binding. The transcript has 13 exons. Bases 188 to 4615 code for a protein of 1475 amino acids. Lineage: Eukaryota; Metazoa; Chordata; Crocodylia; Alligatoridae. Gene Ontology annotation, biological process: establishment or maintenance of epithelial cell apical/basal polarity; heterophilic cell-cell adhesion. The record is from RefSeq and is a predicted model, not a curated record. Gene Ontology annotation, cellular component: protein-containing complex; plasma membrane.
GUGUAAAGCGUUUCAAAGUGGACAGCGACUCUGUCCACCCCGUUAGUGCUAGUCCCUAAAUCGGCAACGCGUGGAGUGAUUGCUUCUAUUAGGAAAAACUCUCCAAAGUCCAGAAUGUGGGGAGAGCCCACAUCUACCAACUUCCAGCAGCUGCUUCUCUCCUGAGGCUUUCAGAACAGGCACUCGUAUGCUCGCAAUGGAAUUAAAGAGAAUUAUAUCCAGGGCAUACCACGCUGCUGCCCUGCUCCCGGUCUUUCUCCUGCUUUGGGGUUCCACGUGCGCUGAAGAUGUCAAGAGCUGUUCAUCGUCCCCUUGUCAGAAUGGAGGGAGUUGUGAGGACUUGGGAAGGGGAUACCGGUGCGUCUGCCCUCAGCAGCCCCUAGCCUACACGGGCACGAACUGUGAACUCCUCUAUGAUGCGUGUGCUGUGCACGCGUGCCCCACCAAUAAAACCUGCCGCACAGUGCCAGGGCUCCAGGAGUAUGACUGCAUCUGCAGGCCUGGCUUCACAGGUAUCGAUUGUAGUGUUAAUAUUAACGAGUGUGAGAGCAACCCUUGCAAAGAGCCGCAUUUUGAAUGUGUAGAUAGUGUAAAUGGAUACACCUGCCAAUGCCAAACAGGACUGACCGGAGAAGGCUGCCAAACAGCAAUCUCUCUGUGCUCUAGCCAUGCCUGCCUAAAUAACGGGACCUGCGUCCAGAGUGCUGAGGAUUAUGUCUGCUUCUGCCCGCCUGGCUUCACUGGGGACCAUUGUGAGCACGACGUCAACGAGUGCGCCUCCAGCCCGUGCCAGAACGGGGCCAUCUGCCGGGACAUGGUGAACGAGUACAAAUGUUUCUGUGUGCCUGGGUUCCAAGGGUACCGCUGCGAGAUAGAUAUCAACGAGUGUGCAUCCCGGCCCUGCAAAAACAACGGCACCUGCCGGAACGAGAGGGAUCACUAUAUCUGCGAGUGCGUCCCUGGCUACACAGAUGUAAACUGUGAUGCUGAAAUAAAUGAAUGUGACUCGGACCCUUGCGAGAACGGGGGCACGUGCAGUGACCACAUUGGGUUCUUCACCUGCAGCUGUGCGCCAGGCUACGAAGGAGUCCAGUGCGAGGUGGACAUCAAUGAAUGUCUGAGCCAACCAUGUAACAAUGGUGGGAAGUGUCUUGACCUAGUUAACAGCUACCAGUGUGACUGCAGUGACACAGGCUUUGAAGGGGAGCACUGUGAGCUGGAUAUCCUCGAGUGUGCCUCCCAGCCCUGCCUGAACAGUGCCACGUGUCUGGAGGGGGUCAAGAAUUAUAGCUGUGCCUGCUGGCCAGGUUACAUGGGGCAACGCUGUGAGGAGGAUGUGGAUGAGUGUGCCACAGAGCCCUGUCACAACGGAGGUGUGUGCUUCGAACGAUCCAACCAGAGCUACUAUGGGACGCAGCCAGACUUCCCCCACGAGUUCAGCUACAGCCAAGCUGCUGGUUUCCUCUGCUGGUGCCAACCAGGCUUUGAAGGGGAGACCUGCUCCAUCAACAUCGAUGAAUGCGAGUCCCAGCCAUGUCAGCACGGAGCACGCUGUGAAGAUCUGGUUAACGGCUUCCUUUGCCAUUGCCCACCGGGAUACUCAGGUGUGGAGUGUGCCGUUGACAUCAAUGAGUGUGAAGAUGGCCCCUGCGAGCAUGGGGCUGCCUGCGAGGAUGGCAUUGCCGACUACACCUGCCGCUGCGUCCCCAGCCAGAAUGGCACUGUGUGGGGUGGGAAGAACUGCUCCAUCCAGCUCACUGGCUGCCAGACACAUGACUGCCAAAAUGAGGCCCUCUGCACCCCAACGUAUGUGGCAGGGAGCCAUGGCCACCUUUGCCAGUGCCAGCCUGGCUUCUACGAUGCCACGUGCUCAACCCCAACAACCUUCUCCUUUGCCUCCAGGACAUUUCUCCCCAUUGACAUGUCCACAGGCGAUUGGAGCAGGAAGGACGGGGCAGGGGUUGCUGUGGCCAGCGUGUCCCUCCGGUUCAGAACCACACUGCCUGAUGCCAUCCUCUUUUACCGAGGCCAGGAAGAAGCCUACCUGUUCCUGGAGCUCUCUGGUGGCACACUGCAUGCAGGGGUGCAAAGAAACAACUCCAAAUCCUCUUUGGCCUUGGCGGGACUGAAAGUUGAUGAUGGUCAGUGGCAUAAAGCUGAGGUUCUUCUGCAGGACUCAGUGGAGUUAAAGCUGUGGCACGAAUCCUGUGAUGCAGGAGUCUGCCUGCAGAGCGCUGUGGUUGGGGACAGUGCCACUCUGCUCCCACCAGCCUUCCUGAAAGCCUACGUUGGGGGGGUUGAUGGCAGCGGGAUAGCCAACACCACGCGCAGCCGGCAGGGUUACAUCGGCUGCCUGCAGGACCUGCAGGUCGAUUCCCAGGCUGUCCUUCCCCUGGAUCUCCUUCCCAAUGCAUCCUCCCUGGCAGCGCUGGGCUGUGACAGGACGGAGUGGUGCCAGGCGCAGCCCUGCUCUCAUGGAGGCUCGUGUGUGGACCUUUGGGCGACCUUUAGGUGCAACUGCUCCAGGCCUUAUGAAGGUCUCACCUGCUCAUACGAGUAUCCGGCAGCAACGUUUGGCCUGGAGGAUUCGUCCAGCUUUGCCUCUUUCACACUUGCAGAUAAUCCCAUGGCCAACUUCAGUGUCUCCUUUUUUAUCCGCACGCUGAAGCCAGAGGGCCUGGUGCUGCAGGUCCACGAUGGGACCGGACCCUGCCUCACUGUGUACCUGAAGGACGGCCGGCUCUUGCUAGAGACACCGUCUGCAGGCCCCAUGGCAUUCUCCGAAGUGCUGGCUGAUGGGAAGAGACACUUGGUGACACUCUCCUUCCGAGAAGGAGUAGCUUACAUCAGUCAUUCAGACAGAGAGGUGGAGCUCGGGCACCUGGGUGUGAGGCCUCUUGCAGUUGGCCACGAGGUGUAUGUUGGUGGGCUUCCUCAGCAAGAAAGCAUGGGGACAUGGGGAGGCUAUUUUAAAGGCUGUCUUCAAGACAUCCAGCUCAACAACCAUCGCCUGGAGCUUUUUGCUCAUCAGGCAGACAACUACAGCCUACCACGGGUGGCGUAUGUGGGACGAACUACUGGCCUCGUGCAGGGCUGCAUCUCUGACGACACCUGCAAGUCCAAGCCGUGUCACAAUGGCGGUGUGUGCACUGUCACCUGGAAUGACUUCAGCUGUAGCUGUCCAGCAAACUUCACAGGGAAAACCUGCGAGGAAAGAGUCUGGUGUGAAAGUGCCCCCUGUCCCAAAGCCACCGCCUGCGUGGAUGUCCCGGCAGGCUAUGUCUGUCUGGCGAACGCCACAUUUUAUGGCCACGCUGCCACCGAGUUCACCACCAACGCUUCGGUGACCAGAACACUCAGCAGCGUCCGCUUGGACUUCAGAACCAGGGACGCGGAUGCCAUUUUGCUUCGGGCCACUGAAGCGGUGGGCUCCCUCCAGAUCGCCAUCCAGAACUCCUCGCUGCUCGUGGAGAUGAGCAGUGGGAACAGCAUUGAGGGUGCCAGCUUCCGGAGUCGGAUGCCUGUCACCGACGGGGCCUGGCACACCGUCUCUUUGACCAUGGAGGAGCCGUCAGCACUUUCUUCACGCUGGCUGGUUCAUUUGGACAGUUCCAUGAAUGCAACUCUCCAGGGCAGGGCUGGGGACUUGGCUUUCUUGAGGACCAAUGCACUGAUUGUGCUGGCUGAGAAUUUCACAGGCUGCCUUGGAGAAGUGACCAUUGGGGAAAUCCACUUGCCCUUCACUGCCCACCUCCCUUACCCUCAGCCCGAGCAGUUCCUGCAGGCUGGGGGCAGUGCCAUUCAGCUGGGCUGCAUGGGGGCUGAUGUGUGCGGGUCAAGUCCUUGCCUCAAUGCCGGCACUUGUGAGGACCUGUUUGAUUCCUUCCGCUGUGCUUGCAGCGCAGGGUGGGCAGGCCCGCUCUGCGAGGCCAACAUCGAUGACUGCCAGGCCAGCCCGUGCGUCCACGGGACCUGCGUUGAUUUGGUGGCUGACUUCCAGUGUGAAUGUGCCCCGGGAUUUGUGGGGAAGAAGUGCGAUGUGGACGUGGACGACUGUGGGCAGCACCAGUGCCUACACAGCGGGACCUGCGUCGAUGAAGUCGCCGGCUAUUCCUGCAAGUGCCUGCCAGAGUACUCCGGCCCACGCUGCGAAUGGCCGUUUCCCCCCGAACAAUGCGGCAAAAACUUCACCUGCCUGAACGGUGGCAAAUGCACCAGUGGCCCGUGGGGAGCCAACUGCACCUGUAAGCCGGGUUUCACCGGACGGAACUGUCAAAUUAAUAUCAACGAGUGUGAUCCAAACCCGUGCCAGAAUGGAGGGACGUGCCAGGACGCGGUGAACAAGUACGAGUGUGUGUGCAGUGCAAGCUACACAGGGGAGCGCUGUGACAUUGAUCAGCCCGUGUGGGCACAUCUUAGCAACUCUUCGGUUGUGGGAGCAGUCGGGGCUGCGGGGGCAGCUCUGCUCCUGGCAGUUAUUGCAGGCUCAGUGAUUGCCAUGAAGAAAAGGAGAGCCACUCAGGGAACGUACAGCCCCAGCAGGCAAGAGAAAGACGGCGCGCGCGUGGAGAUGUGGAACGUGAUCAAGAUGCCACCGACCGAGAGGCUGAUAUAAGGACAUUCCCAGGCACCAGCUCUGCCGCAGCACUUCCGUAUGUAUUUGCUGAAGUCCGAGAUGCUUUUUUUAGGGCGUUCCUGUUCCUCUGUAGCUUCUCUAGGAUGUGGGAAGCCAUCCUCUAGUGGGAGGAAAAACCUAGUUUGGGGUUUUUGUGGUGGUUGUCCUGACUCCUGCAAACUGUAAAGCCACUGGGGCAGCACGGGCAGCAGAACAAACGAACGUUUCGCAGGGACUAUGCAGAGAGCUGUGUCUAGGCAAAACGCGCUGCAGCCUACGGGGGUGCUCGGCCCCAGCAGGAGAACAGAGGGCAGGGACCAGCUCUACGCUGCCCCUCCUUUUUCUGUCCCUUUGGCACCUGAUGGCUCACGUCAGCAGCAAUUCUCUCACUGCCACGGAGUCGGCACAAACCUCACGUUGAGCGUUAGUAGGUGACAAACAGCAGGUCAGGGAGUCUCACUAACAGAGGAAGAGUUUCCUACCUUCAUUACUGAGUGCAAUCCCAAAACCUACGUGCUAGGGGCAGGAUUUCCCUCCCACCAUGGCAAGGCCAGGACAAGGACUGACUUGUGGCAGAACUCUCCGUAGCUCCCAUGCCGCCAUUCUUCCCAGUUACAUUAUGGAAAAUUAACCCCCCCUGCAGGUGGUAGGCACUUGGACUAGGCUUAGCCUUAGGAAAGGAUCCACUAGGAGUAUUUGAACUGCCUUGAAAUGAACUGCUGAUCCCAUUACUAAAUUGUUCUGAGAAUUUGGAUGUAUACAGCAGCGGAUCACUUUAUUUGAUCAGCAUUUACCGCAGAGUGGCUCUGAGCUGCCUGGAUGCCACUUAGCUGUAACAUUGCUCACCCCGAGAUCUGCCAGAGUCGAUGCCUGACUUCAGGACUCCACCAGAGCUGCCCUGCUACGACUUGGCCCUCGUGCAUGAAGGUGACACUUGCCUGCAGAGGGUCAGCAGCAGGCCUUUGCAUCGCCAGCUGCAGUGCUCUCGGGUUGGGGUGGCCCUGCACGAAAGGGGCCGCUUAGCCCCACGUAAGAAAAGUGGUGAACUUUAACAGGCAAAUAAGUUGUGUUGGGUGAAACCUGCCACGAACUCCUCACCCACCAGGUUUCUCUGAGGACAUGCACAGUUUCCUGCGUCUCCCUGCUCCUCCUCCUCCCAUCGCUGUCGCUGCUGGGUGCAGCUUUCCCUCUUCAUCACCGUAUGCCAGGGACUGUGCAAAGAACUGAUAUGGAGCAGGCUCACAGAGGUCUGAAAUAAUUAACAUUUCAUCAUCUUUAUAACAAAUACUGGUUAGGAAGAUUUUACACAAGUAUCUGCUCUUCUCUAGAGAGCUCAGAGAUGUGAAUCCACACGCACCACACAAUGCCACUGGAGAAAAUCCUACGUGAAUUUUGCUUCUUGAAAGUAUUUAACUGUUGCCAUGAAUAUUUCUGGAUUCUAACAAACAAAGGGAAGGGUACCAAAACCAGACAGUGAGCCAGGCCACUUACCAACCCUCAUCAUCCAAACAAUAUCAGGCACAGUUUCAGUCCACGUAGCCCGAGUUACCAUUACUGAUGAGCGAGACACCUCCGUUGCAGGAAUGGUCUGCUCUAACAGUCUGUUUUCUGCCUGUGUUUUAGUGAGGUUUAACUGUGCUGCUUGCAGGUGCUCUAGCAAUGGACUGUAUCCGGCGCUAGCUGCCGCAGGGAAACUGGUUGAACUCUGCAAGUUAUGAGCACAGGGCUGGCCAGUUUGUGGCCAAGCGCAGAAGAAGGUGUGCUUUUAAUAGAGCAGCUCCUGCCAGGCAGGCCCUGCAGAGCUGAGCUUCUGGCUGGGGCUCCCCCGCUAAGGGAAGAAAUUCACUCCUUGGUCACUGCUGGUCCAGCCCUAAGACUGGAAUUGCCCGAUGGCCCUGAAGCCCCUUCUGACCAGGAGAGUGUUAGCAGGCUUGGCUUCCCGCUGGCAGGAGCAAGGGGCUGGAGCAGGCCCUGGCUUUCCUUCAGGAUGCCCAGGCAAACUUCUCGUCUUUACUUAAAAAGAAAUGUGGAAAGAGGACUUGACUGAAUCGCUGCUCUUGCAGGGGACAAACAGGUUUGUGUUGCAGCAAACGACCGCUGCAGCACUCCCGCACUGUCCCUCGAGGAGAUACGAAUCUAUGAAGCAAGCCAGUAGGUAAGACACCAAACACCAGUUUCAGGGCUAGCUGAAAACUCUGCCUACAACCCUCUUCUCUUCCUGGCUCUUCAGGAGUGAGAAUGCUGCUCGAUUUCUUUACAGGGUUAUCAAAGUAAAUUGACUCUCUUGAUUUCUGCAAGCCCCCUGAAACCAGGACUCAUGAGAGGUGCGAGACACUGACAAAGUAUUUUUAACAUUUCUGUGGGUUUUUUCCACUGUGAACUUAAUUUUCUUUUGUUAUUUAAAUUUUUGAAUAUAUUUUUUCACAAAACCGAUUUGCUACAGAUGAGAUGAUGUUCUUAAAAGACACUGGGUUUUUCUGUAAUUGUAAAUCGCAUAGACUUGUAAAGAUUAGACUGUCCCCAAGACAUGAUUUGCAAUAAAAACCGGUUCAAAACACA